Molecule: messenger RNA, 1476 nt
Organism: Aspergillus sclerotioniger CBS 115572
Lineage: Eukaryota; Fungi; Ascomycota; Eurotiomycetes; Eurotiales; Aspergillaceae
Product: cytochrome P450
Exons: 6
Coding region: 7-1476 (489 amino acids)
Molecular function (GO): oxidoreductase activity, acting on paired donors, with incorporation or reduction of molecular oxygen; heme binding; monooxygenase activity
Source: RefSeq, a predicted model, not a curated record
GCCAACAUGGCCCUCUGGCUUUGCUAUUUAGCUUUCGCCGUGGUCUUCUACUACUACCUCACCAGGCCAUCCAAUCCGCUCUACGUCCCCACCGUCAAGUACAGCCGUUUGCUCCCGGACUUCAUCAACCGAAUCCUUUACUACGUGACUGCGCCAUCUUUGAUCCACAGAGGAUAUGAGAAGUACAAAGAUAGACCCUUCCGCAUCCUCAAACCCAAUGGCGACUUGAUCGUGCUACCGGCUAAAUAUCUCAAGGAGAUUCAUCGCAUUCCACCUCAGAAGUUGAAUCCAGUGGAUACGGAUUUCAAGACUAUGUUGCGUGACUAUGCCAUUGCGACGGCUGUGAGUGAUCUUCCCGCCCAAGCUGUCACCAAGAGGUUGAAUGUUUCACUUGGUCAAAUCAUUCCAGAGGUAAUCGAGGAGCUGCAUUAUGCGAUCAGUGUCGAAAUCCCCAAGUGCAAAGAACAAUGGGCUUCGAUUAACCUCUACAACACUAUCCUUCGCAUCGUCAGCCGUACCAUCUCCCGCGUUGCUGUCGGUGAAGACAUAUGCCGAAGCGAAGAAUGGACCAAUGCCAUUUCUUCCUACACAUCCAACGCCAUCUUCACCAUUAACAUGCUCCAGUUCUUCCCCUGGUUUCUCCGUCCCCUGAUCUCACAAUUCACUCCCCUCAAUGAUCUCCAUCAAGAGCAACUCUGGAUACAACGGGAGCUUCUCGUACCUAUGAUUCAGACCCGCCGGUUCGCGGAGAUCAAUCAAACAAUGUACAUAAAGCCGGACGAUCUGAUGCAAUGGAUGAUGGAUCUGGCAAAAGCCUCGUUCGAUCGCGAUCCUGAGAGCAUGGCGAGGGGGUUGCUGGAGCUCACCAGUGUGAAGAUGAUCCAUACCACCACGUUGCUAGUGACCCAUGCGCUCUACGAACUUGUGGCUCGACCGGCGUAUAAAGAGCCGUUGCGGCAUGAGGCCCGGAAGAUGCUGAAGAACGGAUGGUCGAGGGUGACGCCGGAAAGUCUGGAGAAUCAACGCCUUCUGGAUAGUUUUCUGCGCGAAUCUCAGCGCUGGAACCCGCCCAGUGAGGUCAACGUUCACUACAUUGCCAAACGCCACUUCACUCUUUCAGACGGGCUUCAAAUUCCCAGGGGGUCUCAUAUCUGCUUCGCUGCCGGUCCUAUGGCGAAAGACCCAUCCAUUGUGUCUGAAGGACAGAUGUUUAAUGGAUUCCGCUGGUGUAAGGAUCCCACCAAGCGUCUAGUGUCUACUGACCUGGCGAACCUGCAUUUCGGGUCUGGUAGCGAAGCGUGUCCGGGGCGGUUUUUCGCGGUGAGUAUUGCUAAGCUGAUCAUGAGUCGCCUACUUUGUGACUAUGAUAUGAAUUUUGAGGAAAGGCAGGCCAGACCAGCGAAUCUUUGGGAGGGGGAUCGCAUCAUGCCAAACCCAAGGGUUUGGUUUCUUAUUCAAGAGAGGAAGAGGGAUUAA